AUGCCCAAAGGCAGCCCAGCUUCAACGUCCCCGCCCCCAAUCGCAUGCAUGCGGUGCCGUCGUCGCAAAAAGAAGUGCGACCGCCACCUCCCCAAGUGCGGUGAAUGUCGACGGUCGUCGGCAGAAUGCGUCCGCUUUCAGGAGAGGAAGCCUCGAGAUGUCGCAACCGUUCCUUGGUGCUAUGUCCAAGAUCUAGAGUCGCGGCUUGUGCAGGUUGAGAAAGAGCUAGCUUUCUGCAAGGAAAGGCUUGCUCGGGUACACCGUCACGGCUCGCAGGUUGUCGGCGAAGAUGAGCAGCCUCCGGCCAGUAACGGAGUCGUCAUAGCCAGCCCAAUGGAGGAUAUCCCACCAGAAGAUGCGCUAUCGUCACCGGCCGAACAUCAACCUCACGAUCUAGGACAUCUUAAGGCGAAUGAUCUCAGCAACUACUUCCAAUACGUCCAUCCAAGCUGGCCAUUUCUUGACCAGAUCCAACUCAGCCAGUGGUUCCACGACUAUACUUCCCGAGGCAUUUCACUGGAGGACUAUCAGCUCUACUUUAUCCACCUUGUAUGCGCCAUCGGUGCCUGCUACUCCAGCCCUUCGGAUCGACAGUGUCCACAUGUCAGCAGGUCCAGAGAGCUAUACACAGAUGCUCUGCAUAUCUAUCUCGCCGAUGCCGUCUCCGAGGAGCACAAAUUCCGGACCAAAGCUUAUCUUCUGUUGAUCGUCUAUGCUUUCCAUUGUCCUACGCCCUUUCAGCUGCAUGAUACUACAAAUGAAGCGAUUCUAGAGAUCACGGAGCGGUUGUCUACCUUCCAGAUACCUUCUACGUUUCUUCCUUUGGACUUUGACGACAUUGACGAGGCGACUGUUGCUGAAGACAAGGACAACAGGGUCUUGCUGAUUUAUUGCUAUACUGCGUUUGAGAUAAUUGCUUCUCUUUGGAACCGAUCGUUUCAAGUACUUGUCGGUUCAUUGGAUGACAAAAUUCUAGACCAAGGCAUCUGGCUCACCUUCGGGGGAGGCUCCAUGCCAGCAGACCUCGAGCAUAUGUUUGCCAUCCGACGCAUCCAAUCCAAGGUCCGAAGACUAUGGUCCCAGUUCACAGCCUUCCCAGAGCAGGAAGAAACCCGGAGGCGACAGACCGCAGAGAUCAGGGCAGAGCUCGAGCAAUGGAAGGCCAUGAUUCCUCUCGUGUCGAGCACAGUUGAUGGAUCCAUGAGUUAUCACCCUCUUGCCAUGCUUAAGACAUACGACUACAGCAUCUGCUCCCUCUACCAACACGAGACAGUUGUCCCCAGCAUCGAGGAUUACUCGAUCUUGUUAUCAGCCGCAAGUGAAAAUUCGCGGUGCUUCAGGAGGAUCCAGAAGUUUUUCAUGAUUUACUCGACUUGGGGUGGCCUGCUAGAACAAUUCAGUAUAGGAGUUAUUCUCCUGUCCUGUUUCUGGGGAACUCCUCUCCUGUGCCGGACAGCGGCAUUCCAAGCCCCAGAUGCAUUGCAGGCACUAGAAGACUGCCAGCAGACACUAACAGGAUUCGCGCAAAAGUGGGAGGCUGCAGAGAUCUACCUGGAAGCAUACACACUGUUGCUCUCUCACACUCCCAUAACUGCAUGUAAAGAUACUGUACCCUCGGAGGAUUUUCGGUCAAGAAUGGAAAGCAUCAUAUGCGAACUGGAGAAUAGGGGCGUCACGAUGGCUAUCUUGACAUUGAUGAGGAGGAUGUUGAGCCUGUCCGAGGAAAGUACAGAUUUUCUCUUGUAA
This is a messenger RNA of Fusarium vanettenii 77-13-4, 1746 nucleotides long. RefSeq lists its product as uncharacterized. The coding region runs from base 1 to 1746 and encodes 581 amino acids. The transcript is spliced from 3 exons. The record is from RefSeq and is a predicted model, not a curated record. Lineage: Eukaryota; Fungi; Ascomycota; Sordariomycetes; Hypocreales; Nectriaceae. Gene Ontology annotation, molecular function: zinc ion binding; DNA-binding transcription factor activity, RNA polymerase II-specific; sequence-specific DNA binding. Gene Ontology annotation, biological process: positive regulation of transcription by RNA polymerase II.